This is a messenger RNA of Macaca mulatta (Rhesus monkey), 5589 nucleotides long. NCBI's taxonomy places the organism in Eukaryota, Metazoa, Chordata, Mammalia, Primates, Cercopithecidae. The record is from RefSeq and is a predicted model, not a curated record.
UUCAUCCAAUGUGCCUUCUACACUACAGCUGCCUUCAGAAUUGCAAAACUUCAUGAUAUUAGAUUAUGAAAACUGAAAAACACAAAAGCACACACCAACAGCUGACUUUUGUGUGACAUAGCACAGAUGAGAUCCUUGCCAUCAGAGAGAUCAUAGUCUUAUGGGGACAAGAGGUGUUUACAUAUUCAGACAUUGUAAUACAAAAGAGCUUGGGAUAUCUGUUACACGAAGUUUUGCUCAGGGAAAGGAAGAAGAGGAAAGAAGUGUGACUGUGAUUGGAAGACACAAUUUAGACCUGGGUUAAGCAAUAUUUAGGAGGCAUUCAAUACAUAUGAAUGGAUGGAUCACUGCAUUAAAGGACUUGAAAGCUUUGUGUCCUGGAUAUGUUGGUUUGGUGCUAUAUUCUUUGGACCUAGAUCUUCUGGAGCAGUGCUCCUCAAAUUCAGAACCCCAGCUGAAAGGGAUUGUGACAAGGUUAUUCAGCCAGCAGGGAUAUUUCCUGCAGAUGCACCCAGAUGGCACCAUUGAUGGGACCAAGGACGAAAACAGCGACUACACUCUCUUCAAUCUAAUUCCCGUGGGCCUGCGUGUAGUGGCCAUCCAAGGAGUGAAGGCUAGUCUCUAUGUGGCCAUGAAUGGUGAAGGCUAUCUCUACAGUUCCGAUGUUUUCACUCCAGAAUGCAAAUUUAAGGAAUCUGUGUUUGAAAACUACUAUGUGAUCUAUUCUUCCACACUGUACCGCCAGCAAGAAUCAGGCCGAGCUUGGUUUCUGGGACUCAAUAAAGAAGGUCAAAUUAUGAAGGGGAACAGAGUGAAGAAAACCAAGCCCUCAUCACAUUUUGUACCGAAACCUAUUGAAGUGUGUAUGUACAGAGAACCAUCACUACAUGAAAUUGGAGAAAAACAAGGGCGUUCAAGGAAAAGUUCUGGAACACCAACCAUGAAUGGAGGCAAAGUUGUGAAUCAAGAUUCAACAUAGCUGAGAACUCUCCCCUGCUUCCCUCUCUCAUCCCUUCCCCUUCUCUUCCCUCCCAUUUACCCAUUUCCUUCCAGUAAAUCCACCCAAGGAGAGGAAAAUAAAAUGACAACGCAAGACCUAGUGGCUAAGAUUCUGCACUCAAAAUCUUCCUUUGUGUAGGACAAGAAAAUUGAACCAAAGCUUGCUUGUUGCAAUGUGGUAGAAAAUUCACAUGCACAAAGUUUAACACACUUAAAAGCAAAGGAAAAAAUAAAAUCAGAACUCCACAAACAUUAAAUUAAACUGUAUUGUUAUGCGUAGAAGGCUAAUUGUAAUGAAGACAUUAAUAAAGAUGAAAUAAAGUUAUUACUUUAAAGGAAAGGGUUUUGGAGAACUGAACUCACAAACUGAUGUUAUAUACUAAAUAGCUUAAACUCAUGAUAAUGCUGCGAUGUGUGGUUUUGCUUGAUUUUGUAUUUUAUUUGGGCAUCUGGAAUUGACAUACCAUUACAUUCUGUUUGCAGGAUUUUUUUGUAACCAUGGAAUUGAACAUUUCCAAAUUAUAAACUAUUCUAAUACCUAUAACAUGUAUAGCCAGGAACCAUUUAUCAUCAAGAAAAGAGUAAGAAAUUAUUUUUGAGAUGUAAUUUAAGAUUGUCUUAUGUAAAAGCAAAGUCUUGUAUUGAAUCGAAUAGCCUUAACGAAUUUAAUUAUUUCGUAAAAAUAAUUUCAAAUUAUCCUAGAGUAUAAUAUUUUUAUCAAAGAUAUUAUUUCAGAAGUUUUUUGUUUUUUGGGUUUUUUUUCAGUAAUUUAGGAAAAAAAGUUACUGUUCUAAUGCUGAAGUGACUUUUGGGAAUUCUUUGCCAGUGCCAUGUCUAGGUGGUAAGAUAUAAGUUACUUGCUGUUGGCAUUUGGUCUGACUUUUUUGCUUUGUGGACACCUUUGAGUAUAAGUGCAUGUUUUAGAAAGCUUUGUAUCCUGUCUUGCAACAGGAAAGAAAGAAGAGGGGUUUUACAUAAGGAAAUAAGUCCUAGGAAAUUAGUCAAUGCAAAUUGCUUUUGCCUUUGUACCUUACCACAGUCUUAUAUUGUUUUUUAAACUCUGCCAUGAAAUUUGGAGACAUGACUGUGAAAUUCCUAACUUACUAUCUUAUGAAGCCAGUAGCUAAUUUGUUGCUAUACACACACACACACACGCACACGCACACAUAUAUCCUCAUUUACAAGUCCAGUUUGCAAUUCGUUUGUUUCCUAGAACACAGAAAGGUACCAGUAAUACACUAAAUUUUCAAGGGGUGUAGAGAAAUAAUAUGGAAUUAGCAGCUAUGACUCCAACAGACAGGAUUGUGUGAGCAGCUUAAAGUAGCAAAAAAGAACUCAGUGUAAGAGAAGGCACAUACAUAGUUAAGAAUACUAAAGUAUUUUUAAAAAUCAAGGAAGCAAUAAAUGUUCUAUAAUUUGCAUUGGAAUAAAUAGAUCUAUUUAGUCCUACAAAUCAGGAGUGGUGUAGAGACAUCCAAAUUUAAAGAAAAAAACCACACAAAACAGAAUGUUAAAAAAUGUAUGCAGAUUUAUGGAUAUUACCAAUGAGAAGACAUAGCAUGUAACUUCUCCUAUAUCUCUACUGUCCGGCAUGUAUUGUUCCAAAUACGACUCCCUACAUAUAUACACUUUGCAGAAGCUCUAGGCCCUCACCUCAAACCUUGCCAUUGGUUGCCGUAUUUCAAGGUCAACAUAGUUUCCCUCACUUUACACAAUCAUUAUUCUUCAAUAGUGGAUCAUAUCCUUCACCAAGUAUCCUAUUUAUGUUAUCUAGAGGUUAGCAGAAAAUGAAAUGAAGGAAUUUACCUAAGCAGUUGGGAAGAACAAAUGUUAUGCAUCUAGGCAAAGAUUUUGAAGAUACAUUUGUAAGGGAUAUUUGUUUAACCAAAAUAUUUGGAAAGUAACAAAGAAAGACAUUUAAAUUUUCUAAAAAUAGACUUGCUCUUCGAGGAAAAGAAUACCCUUGGGGGAAAAAAUAUAACUCUAGCUGUAUUUCUUCUUGUCACUCUUGAUUCAACUUGAUUAUAAAUACACCUGUCACUACCAGAACCAAAAAAAAAGAAAAAAGAAAAAAUCCCAAGCACAAAGUUUAUUUUAUUUGAAAAAAAUUAAAAAGAAACCUCAACACUAUGGGACACUGGCUCUCUUAGCAUGAAAUGACUUGAGCUUUUGUGGUGAUACACACAGAUACACAUUCAUCAGUGAAACAAUUGAUGGUUUCACAAAUAAUACAAUUGAUGAAAUUCAUAAAAAAUCAAUCACAAUGGUGAUUUCAUGACAAAAUAUAUUUAAGUUGGUUAUGAAAAAAAUAGAGAUAUGAAUCACUAGCAAAAUUCCUCCCUCUGUUUUCAGUGGCUAUUCAUCAUUUAUCAUCUAGACUCACAUUUAUCUCCUUCCUGAUAGCAGUUAAGAAAGAAUUCUAACCACCCAAUUUGUAUAUUGUUUUUUUCUGUAUUAUGUUAAGCAAAUGUUCACUGCAGUAAAAUGUUUUGGAAAUUAGCUUUGUCUUAUUUCCAGUUUAGUUCAGAGAAUUAAUUGGAAACCUUGUUUCUUUUAUACAUAAACCUGACCAAAAAAUGUAGCUUAGAGCAAAGGGUGAAUGUUAGCUUAACUGCUGCUUAUGUCUUAAGUACAUAAAACCUUUAAUAGAAUAAGCCAGUAGUCACUGAGUUUUUAAAAAUAUUACCAUGUAUAAACAUAUAAUAUCCAACUUCAUCCAAAAAUAUGAUUGAGUUUAAGUACUUUGUUUUUCAGGCAUAUUUCAAGUAUAAUACUUCUUUGAUUUUCAUUGUUCUGAUUUCUGGGUCUUCAUUCAUCACCUAUUCCUUUUUAAGUAAAAUAAGUUUUAUUUUUUGAGUUGCAUUGGGAUUUUUCCCAGGAAAAAUAUGACUUUUAGUAAUGCUUUGCAAUUGGCUGUGCAGAUAUAAAUUAAGAUAUGUUUAUCCUGAGUUCUUAUUGGAAUACGUUUCAAAAUCAACGAGCUUAAGAAUGAAAACAAAACUUUUGAGCGUCUCACAAAAUAGCUUUCUGGUCAAUAUACCUUACUUGAUUUGUAAGCUCGGAGAAUAAAGUAUAGAAACAAAUGGAGCUGAAGUUCCAUUUGCUAAUUCAGAGACUUUUGUGCUUCUGCAAAUUGGAGGGCAGCAAGCCAUCCUAUUCUCAUAAUAAUAGUUUUGGCUUUGAAAUUUACAUACAAAUUUAAUAGCAUAUUUUUAGCCAUUAUGGAUUGGUGCAAUAAAGAGAUAUCAAUGUAAUGCAAUGUGAUGCUUUAUGGGCCUCAUUCUAAUUCAGAAAGCUGGUUUAAAAGAACUAAGACUCUUCUGUUUAAUAAAAUAACAACAAUCUAAUAUCUAGAUUGGUGGUCCUGCAGUGUCACCAGUGGGAGAUGAGAGUAUUAAGACAGGAGUAAGGACAAGGAAAGACUUAAAGGUUGCAUACUGAAAAGUUUGGAAUUCCUAAUUUGGGAGCAUUGAUUUCUUGGUGAAGAAGUAAGUAUGACUACAUUGCCAGUAAUUUUUUUAAAACAUAGACCCAGAAAUAGCAAAUCUAUUUCACCCUCAUACCUUAGUCUACAAGGCCUUGCUCUUGAGAAGGUUUUCCAUGAUAUUGCUUAAUUUCAUCUGCACAAGAUGAGACGCAAACAUAAAAAUUCCCUGCUCAUUUUAAUACCAUGAAAGGCUGAGGUUAUUUCUCUGUCAUAAAAUUGUAAAUAGCAUUUUUUAAGUCAAAAUUACAUUUAAAACAGUGGAUUGUUCUACAAAUAUAUAUGUGUAUAUAUACAUAUGCUUCUGAAAUAAGGAUAUAUUAUAUAGAGUUUUUAUUUGAUUUGUGGUCUCUAGUCAUACAUAGUCAAAAAUAAAGAGAUUUGAAUGCAAAACUUUAUACAUUAAUGUAUAUUUCUAAUGAUAGUACAAAUUGCCACUUUAUAAUAAAAAAGAAACAGGUGGGAAUAAUAAUCAAAGCACACGUUCCUUCGGUACUUUAGUGAUUUUUAAUCCCCCUUGUGAUGCGCAGGAAAUUAUUUUUUAGUUACAAAAAGUUAUCUUAAAAAGCUAUACUUCCCAAUACAGAUUUCAUGAUAAGUCCUAUCAAAUUGAGAAUCUGUGGUGAAAGCUUAGGAAAAGGAUGCUAGAUGCUGAUCUUUAUUUUUCAGGAUUUUUCCUGGAGCCCAAGUUAAAAAUUCAAUAUUUAAAUCUAAGUUAAGUGAAAAUUAAUAAUGUUCGGAAAUGAUAUAUUGAGCUUUAGUAACAGAUGGAAGCAAAAAUAAGAAUAUUUAACGUUAUGAUAAUAGCCUUAAAAUAAUGUAAUAAAAAUUGCAUCAUUAAAUGUUCUAUUAGUUGGAAAGAAUGAGCUGAUGUUUCUUUGUCUUUGCUCCAAGUACAAUUUGAAGACAAUGCCAUUCAUUUUACUCAAAAUUGUUCAAAAAGUCCAGAACAUACUCCCAUGGCUAGAAUUGGUAUUAGCUCCAAUACAAGGUUAAAUGUUACAAUCUUAAAAAAUUAUUGACACUGAAAUGUUUAGUAAACAUGUUGUAUGAGAAACUAAACAAAUUAAUGUUUCAUUUUUCCAUUAAAGCACAGAUUAUUCAAA